Molecule: messenger RNA, 1116 nt
Organism: Macrosteles quadrilineatus (aster leafhopper)
Lineage: Eukaryota; Metazoa; Arthropoda; Insecta; Hemiptera; Cicadellidae
Product: collagenase 3-like
Exons: 7
Coding region: 130-939 (269 amino acids)
Biological process (GO): proteolysis; collagen catabolic process; extracellular matrix organization
Cellular component (GO): extracellular matrix
Molecular function (GO): zinc ion binding; metalloendopeptidase activity
Source: RefSeq, a predicted model, not a curated record
GAUCAGUGCGGCGUCGUCGUCAGUUGGCAGAUAUUGCAUGUAGAUAUAAAGACGUUUAACCUUGGUGGUCAAAUCAGUCACAUAAUUUGACUGCAGUGAAAGAGUGUUUUUGUAUAAUAAUUAGUUAUAAUGUUUAAGUAUCUAUCAAUCGUGGGUUUUCCAACAUUACUUUUGUCGAUCGUAGGUGCAGCGCCUCUCGAUCUUGACCCAGUGUCACACCUCUCUGAGUUUGGAUACCUUCCACCACCUGAUCCGAACAAACCCAGCAGCCUCAUCACAGAUCAAGCUCUUGCCAAUGCUAUCAGAUCCUAUCAGGAAUUCAUGGGACUGAAGGUGACGGGAACACUGGACAGUGAGACAAGCGGACAGAUGCAACAGCCAAGAUGUGGAAUGGUGGAUCUGGAACAAACACCUCAAAAUAACCCCAACUCCCCCAACUCUUUUACGCUUUUUGGCACACGCUGGUCUAAGAAGCAGCUCAAAUACAAGAUAACAAAAUACCCAAGCAACUUUUCAAGAGAAAAAACAGACAGUGCAAUAAGGAGAGCGUUCGACGUCUGGUCGAGCGUCACUCCCCUGACCUUCGUCAAGAAAAACAGUGGUCCUGUCCACAUUGAGAUCAGGUUUGAAAGAGGACAUCACAACGAGAUUUGUAAGCCAUUCGACGGACCUAGUCAUGUUCUAGCCCAUGCUUAUCAACCAUCCUCAAACCCCAUUGGAGGAGACGCUCACUUCGACGACACUGAAAAUUGGACCCUCGACUCAAGCAAAGGGAAAGAUCUCUUUCUCGUAGCUGCUCAUGAGCUUGGGCACUCUUUAGGACUUCGCCACUCCAAGAAGAAGCGGGCCCUGAUGUAUCCCACAUAUCACGGGUUUGGGUCUCAUUUCGAACUUCACCCUGACGACAUCAAAGGAAUCCAGACUCUCUAUCCGAGAUGAUUUCCAUCAGUGCUUCAGUAAGUUCUGAAGGAGACAAUUAAACAACAUCGACAUAAUUUGAGAGGAAGACUACGCUUUGAAGAUUUAUUUAGUAUUUACCUCUGAUAAUAUUGCUGUUUUGAUAACUAUAGUGUAAUGGAUGUUGGUGAUGCAAUAAAUGAUAACCCAAAACCACAA